Sycon ciliatum is the source of this 2514-nucleotide messenger RNA. Its product is annotated as long-chain specific acyl-CoA dehydrogenase, mitochondrial-like. The record is from RefSeq and is a predicted model, not a curated record. The transcript has 12 exons. Bases 194 to 1621 code for a protein of 475 amino acids. Gene Ontology annotation, molecular function: acyl-CoA dehydrogenase activity; flavin adenine dinucleotide binding. NCBI's taxonomy places the organism in Eukaryota, Metazoa, Porifera, Calcarea, Leucosolenida, Sycettidae.
CGUAUCCCAGAUUUUAAUAAUCAUUGUACAAUCAUCGGAACAUUUACAAUGACAGACUGAGUCAGUACUGCACUGAGUCUGUAAUGAUUUUGGGAAUCUUGUGUUCAUGUUCAUUCUACAACAAGUCUGAUUUUACUUCAAUUUUUAGUUAAAAUUAUUAUAGUCAGUAGUUCAUUAGCCGUCUCGGUCCGGAAUGAUGCUCGCUACUCGCUCCUGUGGCCAGUUCAGAGCUGUCGCUUCACAAUGCUUCCCCCGAAGCUUGUCCGUAUCGGCCGGCAAGAUGGGAAGACCCGAGCCAGCAUCGUCAGCGAACAUGUUGGAUAUCGGAACCCGACGUAUUUUCAAUGAAGAACAUGAUAUGCUCAGGGAGGCGUGCAGGAGAUUCGUGGAGACAGAAGUCACCCCUUACCACAAACAGUGGGAGCAAGAUGGAGUUGUGAGCAGAGAGGUCUGGGAGAAGGCAGGUAGCAAUGGAUUCCUCAAUGUAUAUAUUCCAGAGGAACAUGGCGGAGUGGGAGCAGACUACAAGUCCGCAGUUAUUAUCGCUGAGGAACUAGCCUACGCUGGUGCAACUGGUGUGAUGUUCGCAUUGCAUUCUGAUGUAAACAUGCCAUACUUCUCAAAAUAUGGUUCGGAUGAGCAAAGGAAGCGCUUCAUCCCAGCAAUGACCGCUGGUACAUGUAUCACUGCCAUUGGCAUGUCAGAGCCUUGCGCUGGGAGUGAUCUUCAAGGCCUUCAAACUCAUGCUGAACGAGAUGGAGAUGACUAUAUCCUGAAUGGCAGCAAGACAUGGAUCUCCAAUGGUCAGCUUGCUGAUGCGGUUGUUGUCGUUGCCAAGACAAAGAAAGAAGGACGUGCAGCCCAUGGACUUUCGCUCUUCGUAGUAGAGAGAGGAAUGCCUGGAUUCGAGCGUGGCAAGAACUUAAUCAAAAUCGGCCUCAAAGCACAGGACACCAGUGAGCUGUUCUUUAAUGACGUACGUAUACCUGCCUCCAACAUGUUGGGAGAGGAGAACAAGGCAUUCUACUACAUGAUGAAUGAGCUACCACAGAGACGAGCGCAAGAGCAAGAGCAAGAUGGAUAUGGACACAGCGUUGGAUGUCGCAGCAGCCUGUUUGCUGCUAGCUGCUGCGUUUCAGCGUCGGAGGACAGCACGGACCAGACGUUGGUGUGUUCGUCCGUAUUACCAGCACAGGAACGGAUGGGUGUGGCUGUUUCAGCUGUGUCAUCAGCGGAGGCCAUGUUUGAAUGGACACGUGAACAUCUGAAGGAGAGAAAGGCGUUUGGAGGACCGCUGUCAUCAAUGCAGUUGCUAAGACAUCGCAUGGCCAAGCUAAAGACUGACAUAGCCGUUGGCCGGGCAUUUGUUGACAGCUGCAUUGAGCGACAUGGGGAGCAAUGCCUCGAUGCGGCCACAGCAUCCAUGGCCAAAGCAUGGGCGUCUGAGCUGCAGAACCGCGUGGCUGACGAGUGUGUUCAGCUUCAUGGUGGUAUGGGGUACAUGUACGACUACAAGAUUGGCCGUGCUUACGUCGAUGCUCGAAUUCAACCUAUCUAUGCUGGCACCAACGAGAUCAUGAUGGAUCUGGUGAGCCGCACAAUCUUUCCCAAGUCAACUUGAAACGUGUUUCUGGGGACACUGGUGUGGUUCUGUUACGCAUUCCGAACCUAAGACUACAAGUCCUAGUGUUGACCAAACAACAACUUGUUUCAUCUCUAAAAGCAUGCAUCUGUUGGCGCAAACCCCACCCAAGGAAGGAAGUCAUAGCCGUGCAUGGUUAAGAACACUAUCACUAGUUUACCCAGUCUGUAUAGUCAGCAUUGUGCUAGCUGUUCUGCACUACUGAGUAUGUGCAUCGUGUGGAAGCAUAAUGUGCAUGUGCAGGCAUAUGUCACAGUGCAUGCCGCCAGGCACCACACUGAGGAUCACGGUUUAGAAGGAUAACGUUAGGAUGGCAUUGCUGGCUUUCUUUCUUUCAUGUCAUUACUGUGCGGCGCGUGCCACGGGACUUUGCUGGCACAUGGACAACCCAUGAUACUUACAUGUAGUUUACUUAGUUUUCAGGUAUACAAUGCUGCAUGGUGCCAGUAUGCUUUGCCUACAAGCUGCAGCUAUCGGUGCAAUUGUGAAAUUGUGCGCAUUUGUAUUCAGGCAGAUAUCAGAGCUUCACGCGUGAGAGUGCUGCCUUUUGCUCUGCGAUGCCUUUUCGCUGAAUAGCCAUGGCAUGGGUUCUCGUUAGAUGCUAGUGGUUUACUAGUAUUUUGGUAGACACCAGCUGUAACUUGCUAGCCAAUUUUCCCAUAUAUUCGGCACUAAUUUGUGUUUCGGCAAAGGCUUUUCUUGCUGUACUUCAGAGGCCGCCUCACUAGGAGACCAGUUGGGUUUUGAUCUGCUUUUUCAUCCCUGCUUCCUUUUCAAAUUCAAACAUAAACAAAAGAAUGUCAUCUGGGCCACAUUCAGGGUCCUACUGAAUUUUGGAAGUGUUUGAUUUGAACAAUACUGGCACAAAGCAA